ACGUAGGAGAGUCUGAAUGACGCAGCACUGGUUCACCUACGACAAGAAGAGCGGUACCACAUCGACUACACCAACCUUCAUUCGGUUUCUCUCUCCAGUAUCGAAACAACUACGCGAAACGAGCCAGUUGACGAUUACGAAUUGCGCGAAGUGUAAGUGAAUCCUUGAAUGAGACUUAUCGCUAACGUACAAAAAUGACGGUGAAUAAAUCCACGAAAAGUACUAAAAAAUCUUCGACUUCUAAAACAACGAGUGCUAGUUCCACUUCUCAGCAGACCUCGAAAUCAGUGAGUUCCAAAGUAUCUUCGCAAGUUCAGCAUUCUUCCAAAGGUAAUGUCUCUAAGUCAUCUUCAGCCUCCAGUCUCCAGAUAGCGGAUGUAUCGCACCUACCUGUUAAUUCAAGUAAUGUCACAUACACCGUAACAGAGGUGCUUCCAGCUGGAGGUGGUGAAAAGAUCACCACGUAUGGAGAAACUGGAGGAGCUACAUCCACAGAAUAUAGACAUUUCAUCGAACAGGACAAAUCAUCACACACUGCUAACAUACAACAAAUCGAUUCAUCUUCAAAUAUAUCCAUUGAUUCUGCAUCUACAUACACAGUGACUGAACCCAAGGAAGAAUAUAAAUUAACAUAUAACGUGAAUGAUUCUGGAUGGAAUGGAAAAUUUAUUAUGGAAGCAGAUACAUCCACAGCCUCCUCUAGAGGGACAAUCAAUCGUUCCACCCAGCAAUCAACGAGGAGCAGUACUUCAAACACGAAAAAUAUCUCACAAAGCUCAGUACUGAAUGAGACAUUCACAAUUGACAGUACGGCCCAUGGACAAAACGCCCAUAAUGAAACCUUCACCAAGCAUCAAACAUCAAAUGACAGAACGGGUGCAACAAGCUCCACAAGCACAUCUGGAGCAAUAACUAGGACAGUUCAAGGUUCGAACCGAACAGGAAAGGAGAAUUCCAACAUGAGAGGGAUACAAUAUGAAAGUGGGAACAAUACUUUUGAUACUACCUACACCAAAAUCGAUGAUUCACUACAGCAAGUGUCGUCAAAAAUGAGUGAAAAUCGUACUAGUAGCGAACAAACAAGUACACAACAGAAAGAAUCCAGAAUGAGCCAAACAAAGACAGAUCAAAAAACAGUUAAGACUACCAAAGGAACCAGUGGUUGGAAUGGAAAGUUUGUAAUCGAAAGUUCUGAUAGGUCAAGUGAUUCAAAAAGAAUAACCGGUACAAACAAAAAUGUUUCAUCUGGUAAUAUUCACCAAACAAAACCGACACAAUCGGUGGAAACCUUUAUACUAAGUGAAAUAAACGAUAACACUGACCAGAAACAAGGGGAUGGUUCAUACACUAAGACCUAUAUCGUCAAAGAUAAAAAUUCUAGAGACAACAAAACGGACACUAGUCAAUUUAUACUAACAGAAAUUUAUGACAAUAUAGAGAAACAUGGCAACUCCUCAACUUUUAGGGAUGAUUCGAGUGUGCGCUCUGAUGCCACCUACACAAAAGAAAGUACCGAAGAUUUGCAGAAUUCCAAAAUUCAUUCUAAAGAAUAUAGACACAUCACCGAUGCCGAUAAAUCGAACAACCAACUAUCAGAGAUGAACCGAACCUUCAGACAAUCUGAUAUAUCCAGAAGUAGCCCAAGUAGGACAACAAUACAUGGUGGGCCCACUCACAGAGUGGGUACUCUGACAACUGGUGAAAUACAAGAUGGUUCCACAACGUAUGAAUAUUAUGAUACUAAAAGCGAAUCAACAGAUUACAGAACAACAGUAACACAAGACUCUAAGACCAUUUUUGACGAUGGAUAUAGAACUGAAACACAUACAAGUCACGCUGGAAGAUCGGGGUCUCCUAUGGAUAAGAAUAUAAAAACAUCUGUUACGAGAAUUCAAGAUAGGAGCCCGUACAAAAGGAGAGAAUCGAGUGUCAGUCCCUCCAGAAAGCCAACUCAGUCGCGAACAAGGGGUGUGAGUAGGAGUCCUAGCAGUAGAGAUAGGCCAAAAACAACAAGGGGUGAAAGGAGUCCAUCUUCAGGGAGAAGAGAUAAUUCAAAAACCAUCAUUUCGAAGAACGUUUCUGAUGUUUCUGACGUCAGCAACAUUACCACCACAGUAAUAGAAGAUUCAACUUUCAUCGUUGAUAAAAAAUACGUCUCUGAUAUUUCUGACAGUACCACAAUAACUAGGGGCCCCCACCAUACAACACACAGCCCAACAGGGAGAUAUACACAAAAUAGGGAACUCUCUUCUCAAGAUACUUACGAUGCUUCAACCACCAAUUAUGAAACCUAUAACGAUAUCUCAGACGUGGUAAUGAGUUCACAAUUUGAUACUUCUACUAGCAUCACAGACAAUUUAAUUCAACAAGAAAUCACCAGAGAUAUCCGUCAAUUCGAAAACGAAAUCCAUAAACUCGAGAACAAAUUGAACGAAACUUCGGUUGUGAACAGAAGGACAGUUGGACCUGAUGGACCAUCUAGGUCAGAUGAGCCAAUCAAAAUUAUUGAUGCUGUGGAGCACGUAGACAUAAGAGUAUCAGACAUAAUAAGUCAGAACGAAGAGAAGAUCAUACUAGAGGUAGAAAAAGACAUUGUACUGAAGACUAUCACCGGCUCAGAGACUAUCGUCAACGAUUCGAUUGUGGACAUACGGGAGAGCAAAACCGACAUCAUCGACAUACGAGAUACUGUUGACAAAUCCGAUACGAUCAUAAGGGAAACCAUAACGAACAUCAAGGAUAUUACUGAAGAAGAGAACAUAACCAACAUCAAGAAGGUAGUCGAUAACAAAGUAAUAAAUAUCGAAAAAACUAUAAGAGAAACUUUACCAAGUGUCGCAUACGUACCGCCGAAGAAAGAGGCUUGCAUAUGUGAGCUUUGCACUUGUGGACGUCACACCUGUCCACAUAAUCCGGAUAACUACAAUGAUCAUCUACAUCUUGAAGGUCCUUUCAUCGGAGCUCCCAAGGAUGAAUACAAUGCAACUUACGGUGAAAGAGCUCCUAUCAGAAAACCACAAGAUAAUUUGAAAGUUGGAGGAGAAUUUCAGAAAAGGCAACCUGAGAAAUGGCAGCCAGGCGAAAGAGAACCUAUCCGCAAACCACAAGACAAUUUGAAACUUGAAGGAGAGUUCACAAGAAGACCAACAGAUAACUGGAAACCAGGAGAGAGAGAACCUGUCCGAAAACCAAAGGAUCAACUUGGUCCAGAGGAGGGAGAAUUUGAAAAAAGACACCUGGAACCGUGGCAACCUGCCGAAAGGCCUGAACAGCGAAAACCUAAGGACAACCUCAGGCCAGAAGGAGAUUUCGAAAAGAGAACGCCAGAGAAAUUUCAACCUGCCGAAAGACCAGAGCAGAAGAGACCGCAGGAUAACCUGCGGCCAGAAGGGGAAUUUGCAAGAAGAACUCCUGAUAAAUUUGUUCCUGCAGAAAGGCCAAAGCAGAGAAGACCUGAAGACAAUCUUCACCCAGAGGGGGAUUUCGAAAAGCGCAUUCCUGAAAAUUUUGUUCCUGCUGAAAGACCAAAACAGAAAAGGCCUGUAGACAAUCUUAGACCAGAAGGAGAGUUUGAGAGACCACAACCAGAAGAGUUUGUUCCAGCAGAUAGACCAAAACAAAAAAGGCCAGAAGAUAAUCUACGACCCGAAGGGGAAUUCGAAAGGUGGACACCGGAGAAGUUUGUUCCAGCAGAAAGACCAAAGCAGAAGAGACCGGAAGAUAAUCUUCGACCCGAAGGAGAUUUUGAAGGAAGAAAACCAGAAGAAUUCAUUCCCGCUGAAAGGCCAACCCAGAAAAGACCACAAGAUAAUCUUCGACCAGAGGGAGAAUUCGAAAGACCUACCCCAGACAAGUUUAUACCGGCAGAAAGACCAAAGCAGAAGAGGCCUGAAGACAAUCUACGUCCUGAAGGAGAAUUUGAAAGACCGAAACCAGAAGAAUACGUUCCUGCGGAGCGACCCAAGCAAAAGAAGCCUGAGGACAAUCUUCGGCCAGAGGGAGAGUUCGAGAAAAGAACACCUGAGAAAUUUAUACCUGCAGAGAGACCGAAGCAAAAAAAACCAGAGGAUAAUCUCAAACCAGAAGGAGAAUUCGAGAAACGGAAACCGGAUGAAUUCGUUCCUGCGGAGAGACCGAAACAAAGAAGACCGGAAGAUAACCUUCGACUUGAAGGGGACUUCGACAGACGAACACCAGAAAAAUUCAUUCCUGCUGAACGCCCCAAGCAGAAAAAACCAAUAGAUAACCUUCAUCCUGAAGGGGACUUCACCAGUACUCGAAAAUCAACGGAAGAUUAUAAAAUUGAAAGAAUAGAAAAAACCGAAAUAAUUCGGCAUGAAGAUAACCUUACUAUAGGUGGAGAAUUCACAGAUAUAACCACCUCACAAGUCGACUUCACUGGACAACAAAUUCAAAGACCAAAACCCAUACGUCGUAAUACUUUCACGAAAGUUGAAGGUGACGUAUCUUCAGAUACUACUAAUAGAAGUGAAUAUAUCGAUUAUACAACCAUAGUAGAAAAUGUUGCAAUCAAGAGGAGAGAAGAUAAUCUAUUCCCUGAAGGAGAAAUGACAUUCGAAACUUCUAAUACAACAGAAUUCAUUGAGAAAUCAACACCGAUCCAACGCAGAAGACGAACGUGGACUAAAGAAGACAUUGAAAAAUUUUAUUCUCAGCAGGAGACUAACGUCACUACAACCUCCCAUGAGGACUACAGGGAAUAUAAUGUGACGGAUAUUAGAGACACUAGAGACACAAUUAUCAUUCGGAGAGAUAACUUAAGACCAGAGGGUCCCUUCGAAGGCUCACCGAAGUCCAAAGAUGAUUACACGCCAAAACACGUUGAUAGACCCGUGAUGAAAAAACCUAUCGAUAAUUUAAAACAAGAAGGCGAUUUUGACAGACCUGUGAAACCCGAAUAUCGUCCAACUGAUCGUCCCAAAUUGAUAAGACCCCAAGAUAAUUUACAUCCAGAAGGUGAUUUCGAGAGCAGAACAACCGAUGAGUUCAUUCCUGCAGAACGUCCAAAACAGAAACGCCCAGAAGAUAAUCUUCGUCCAGAAGGUGAGUUCCAGAAGAGAACACCAGAGAAAUUCAUUCCUGCAGAACGUCCUAAACAGAAGAAACCACAAGACAAUCUUUUCAUGGAAGGGGACUUUGAAACGCCUGAAAAACCAGAAUACCGUCCAGCUGAGAGACCAAAACAGAAGAAACCAGAAGAUAAUCUUCGACCAGAAGGAGACUUCGAAAAAAGAACACCAGUUAAAUUCGUACCAGCAGAAAGACCGCAACAAAAGAGGCCUCAAGAUAAUCUACAUAUGGAGGGCGAAUUUGAAACUCCUGAAAGGCCAGAGUACCGACCAGGAGAAAGACCAAAACAAAUUAAACCAGAAGAUAAUCUUCGUCCAGAAGGGGACUUCGAGAAGAGGAUUCCAGAGAAAUUUAUUCCUGCUGAUCGACCGAAGCAGAAGCGCCCUCAAGAUAAUCUUUAUUUGGAAGGUGCUUUCGAAACACCAGAAAAACAACCUUAUCGUCCUGCAGAAAGACCUAAACAGAUUAGACCAGAAGACAACCUCUAUCCGGAAGGUGAUUUCGAAAGAAGAUCUCCAGAUAAAUUUAUUCCUGCUGAACGUCCCAAACAAAAACGCCCAGAAGAUAAUCUUCGGCCGGAGGGAGAAUUCGAGAGGAGGACUCCAGAGAAGUUCGUUCCUGCGGAAAGGCCCAAACAGAAAAAACCCAAAGAUAAUCUCUAUAUGGAAGGUGAAUUUCAAACUCCCGAAAAACCACAAUACCGCCCAGCUGAAAUACCGAAACAAAUACGACCAGAAGACAACCUGUAUCCGGAGGGAGAUUUUGCGAGGAGAACUCCAGAAAAGUUUAUUCCUGCUGAACGUCCGACACAAAAACGUCCAGAAGAUAAUCUUCGACCAGAAGGGGAAUUUGAGAGAAGAAUUCCGGAGAAAUUCAUACCUGCGGAGAGACCUAAACAAAAUAAACCUAAAGAUAAUCUGUAUAUGGAGGGCGAUUUUCAAUCACCCGAAAAACCACAAUACCGUCCUGCUGAAAUACCGAAACAAAUACGACCCGAAGACAACCUGCAUCCAGAGGGAGACUUUGCAAAGAGAACUCCAGAAAAAUUCGUCCCAGCGGAAAGACCUCAACAAAAAAGACCCAAGGAUAACCUGCACAUGGAAGGAGAUUUUGAAACACCAGAAAAACCGCAAUAUCAUCCCGCAGAAAGACCGAAACAGAUAAGACCAGAAGAUAACCUUCAUCCAGAGGGAGAUUUUACCAGGAGAACUCCGGAGAAAUUUGUGCCCGCUGAACGUCGAAAACCAACGCGUCCAGAGGAUAAUCUUCGUCCGGAAGGGGACUUUGAAAGAAGGAGUCCAGAGAAGUUCGUUCCUGCUGAGAGACCCAAACAAAAGAGACCACAAGAUAAUUUGUUCAUGGAAGGUGAAUUUGAAACACCAGAGAAGAAACAAUAUCGUCCAGCGGAAAUACCUAAACCGAUAAGACCUGAAGAUAACCUUCAUCCGGAAGGAGAUUUUGCGAGAAGAACUCCAGAGAAGUUCAUUCCUGCUGAACGUCCUAAACAGAAACGCCCAGAGGAUAAUCUUCGUCCAGAAGGAGAGUUUGAAAAAAGGACUCCAGAGAAGUUCGUUCCUGCUGAACGUCCUAAACAGAAACGCCCAGAGGAUAAUCUUCGUCCAGAAGGAGAAUUUGAAAAACGGACUCCAGAGAAGUUUGUUCCUGCUGAACGUCCUAAACAGAAACGCCCAGAGGACAAUCUUCGACCAGAAGGAGAAUUUGAAAAACGGACACCAGAGAAGUUCGUUCCCGCUGAAAGGCCGAAACAAAAGAGACCACAGGAUAAUUUGUUCAUGGAGGGUGAUUUCGAUACACCAGAGAAAAAACAAUAUCGUCCAGCAGAAAUACCUAAACCUAUAAGACCUGAAGACAACCUUUAUCCGGAAGGAGAUUUUGCUAGGAGAACUCCAGAGAAGUUCAUUCCUGCUGAACGUCCUAAACAGAAACGCCCAGAGGAUAAUCUUCGUCCAGAAGGAGAAUUUGAAAAACGGACACCAGAAAAGUUCGUUCCCGCUGAAAGGCCGAAACAAAAGAGACCACAGGAUAAUUUGUUCAUGGAAGGUGAUUUCGAUACACCAGAGAAAAAACAAUAUCGUCCAGCAGAAAUACCUAAACCUAUAAGACCUGAAGACAACCUUUAUCCGGAAGGAGAUUUUGCGAGGAGAACUCCAGAGAAGUUCAUUCCUGCUGAACGUCCUAAACAGAAACGCCCAGAGGACAAUCUUCGUCCAGAAGGAGAGUUUGAAAAACGGACUCCAGAGAAGUUUGUUCCUGCUGAACGUCCUAAACAGAAACGCCCAGAGGACAAUCUUCGUCCAGAAGGAGAGUUUGAAAAAAGGACUCCAGAGAAAUUUGUUCCUGCAGAAAGACCGAAACAGAAGAGACCUCAAGAUAAUCUUUUUAUGGAAGGUGAUUUCCAAACUCCAGAAAAACCCUCAUAUCAAACUGUGGAGAGACCAAAACAAAUAAAACCGGAAGAUAACCUUCAUCCAGAGGGAGAUUUCGAAAAACGAACUCCAGUGAAGUUUAUACCUGCAGAACGUCCAAAACAAAAGAGGCCGCAAGAUAACCUCCACAUGGAAGGUGAUUUCGCAACACCAGAAAAACUAGAAUAUCUUCCAGCAGAGAGGCGUAAACAAAUAAUUCCAGAAGAUAAUCUACGCCCCGAAGGUGAUUUUGAAACUCCGGAAAAACAACAUUAUGUUCCAGCAGAAAGACCGAAACAGAUCAGACCGGAGGAUAACCUUCGUCCAGAAGGAGAGUUCGAGAAAAGGACCCCGGAAAAAUUCAUUCCUGCGGAAAGACCCAAACAAAAAAGACCACAAGAUAAUUUAUAUAUGGAAGGUGAAUUUGAAAAACCAGAAAAACCACAAUACCGUCCAGCAGAAAGACCGAAACAGAAAAAACCAGAGGAUAAUCUUCAUCCCGAGGGGGAAUUCGAAAAGAGAAUUCCAGAAAAAUUUGUUCCCGCGGAAAGACCCAAGCAAAAGAGACCACAAGAUAACCUGCAUAUGGAAGGUGAUUUCCAAACGCCCGAAAAAGCUGAAUAUCGUCCAGCAGAAAGACCAAAGCAAAUAAGACCUGAAGAUAACCUUCAUCCCGAAGGAGAAUUCGCCAAGAGAACUACAGAGAAGUUUGUUCCUGCGGAAAGACCCAAACAGAAGAGACCUCAAGAUAACCUCCAUAUGGAAGGCACCUUUGAAACGCCUGAGAAGCCAGAAUAUCGUCCAGCAGAGAGACUAAAACAGAAAAAACCUGAAGAUAAUCUUCGUCCAGAAGGAGAAUUCGAAAGGCCGGAGAUAAUGGAAGUUGGACCAUGUGAAUUAAGAAGACCAAUUAAACGGGAUGAUAACUUGAGGAUGGAAGGUGUCAUAAACAUCACCAGAAAAGAUGAUUAUAAUGUAACUCGUGGCGAACGAGUGGAUAUCAUUGUGAGAAAGGACAAUCUUCGUAUGGAGGGAGAAUUCACAGAUAUGCGGUCCAGAGAUGAUUACAGAGUUGUCAGAGGAGAACGAUCGGACAUAGUUGUUCAUGAAGACAACUUGAAAUUACAUGGGGAAUUCAAUGAGUAUAGAAAACGAGACGAAUUCACAACAGUUAGUGAAAGAAGGACUAUAGUUAAGCAUGAAGAUAACUUGCAUUUGGAAGGUGUUAUGCACAUGCCCGAAAAAACGAAAUACGUUCCCGCAGAAAAACCAACCCUCAAAAAACCAACGGAUAACUUAAAAUUGGAAGGAGAAUUUGAAAGACGGAGUCCGGAAAAGUUUACACCAUCUCGAAGGCCAGAACAGAAGAAACCUCAAGACAAUCUGCAUCCGGAAGGUGAGUUCACAACUCCUGAAAAACCACAAUACCAUCCAGCUGAAAGAGUGACGCCAAGAAAACCAACUGACAAUUUGAAAACAGAGGGAGAUUUUGAGCGUCCAGAAAAACCUGGUUAUCAACCUGGUGAACGUCCAGAAGCUAAAAAACCUUCAGAUAAUCUUCGGCUUGAGGGCGAUUUCGAAAGAAGAACUCCCGAUAAGUUCAUACCGGCUGAGAGACCUAAGCAGAAAAAACAUCCGGACAAUUUGCGGCCAGAGGGCGACUUCGAGAAGAGAUCACCGCAGAAAUUCAUUCCUGCUGAGAUUCCAAAACAAAAGAGACCCAAGGAUAAUCUCCAUGUAUCGGAAGAGCAAUUCGAGAAGAGAACACCUGAGAAGUUCAUUCCUGGUGAAAGACCUAAACAAAAAAGACCUGAGGAUAACCUUCGACCUGAAGGAGAAUUCGAAAGGAGGACUCCUGACAAAUUUAUACCUGCAGAAAUACCCAAACAGAAAAGACCACAAGAUAAUCUAUUCAUGGAAGGUGAUUUCGAUAUGCCAGAUAAACCAGGCUAUCAUCCAGCGGAACGACCAAAACAGAAGAAACCUCAGGACAAUUUGAAACCUGAAGGAGAUUUCGAAAGAAGGACUCCUGACAAGUAUAUACCUGCAGAAAUACCCAAACAGAAAAGACCACAAGAUAAUCUAUUCAUGGAAGGUGAUUUCGAUAUGCCAGAUAAACCAGGCUAUCAUCCAGCGGAACGACCAAAACAGAAGAAACCUCAGGACAAUUUGAAACCCGAAGGUGAUUUUGAACGAAGAACUCCUGAAAAAUUCGUUCCCGCCGAAAGACCCAAACAGAAAAAACCGGUAGACAAUCUGAAACCUCUCGAUGGCGAGUUCGAGAAGAGGACUCCAGAUAAAUUUGUGAACGCUGAGAGACAAUUACCGAAAAAACCAAAGGAUAAUCUUAAAUUAGAAGGUGAUUUUGAAAGGAGAACUCCUGACAGAUACUUACCCAGUGAGCGACCAAAACAAAUCAAGCCAGAGGAUAACCUUAAACCAUCUCAUGAUGAAUUCCCCAAGAAACUAACGGAAACCUUCGUCCCUGCAGAAAGACCUAAACAACAUAAGCCUGAGGAUAAUCUGAAACCACUGAACGGUCAGUUUGAACAGAGAACUCCAGAUAAAUUCGUUCCUGCAGAAAGACCAGCUCAGAAGAAACCAAAAGACAAUCUGCGGAACGAAGGGGAUUUCGACAGACCAGAAAUCAGAGAAGUUGGUCCUUGUGAGUUACGUCGUCCAAUCAAACAUAAGGACAAUCUCACACUGGAAGGACAGCACGAUAUGAGAAGAAGGACAAUUAUGGAGGAUAAUAGGACUUCUGUUGUUAAUAGGCAGCACAUUACGAAAGAAGACAUAAGCAGCACGAUAAAUCGUGUGGAUACCACCAAUACUGAAAAGAUUGAAACCGUUAAUCGGGAAAAUAAUGUAAUAAGAACUGACCAUAUUUCUUCAGGAAAUGAUUCUCGCAUUGCCGUUAGAGACAAGACCGACGUUAUCAUUCGUGAAAAUGAUACUAAUGUGAGAGAAGAUUAUAACGUAGUAAAUAGGAGGGACGAGCAUGUGACUUAUACGGAAAGAAGGGCGAUUAUAAACCAUCAUGAAAAUAUUCAUAGCAAUACACAGAAUCAUACGACCACACAUAGAAUUUCAGAAAAUUAUCUGCACCCUGAGAGAUCAUUAGAAAACUCGCCUAUUGAUCAUACGCAUUCUUCAAUUCGAAGUCAUGAACGUGAUAUACAAAAUCAUCAUGUUGAUCAUAAGAAUAAUUCGAUCACACAGAUCUCUCAUAUAGAAAACACCCCGACCAAAAAACCGAGGGACAGUUUGAAUAUUAAGGAAGAGCAUUAUGAAAUAAAGAACAGAAAAAUCGAAACAAUCACUAAAGUUUCUAAAACUCCAGAGGGUACACCGAGAAGAGAAACUAUAGUUUCAAACAAUGGUCUCAAUCGAAAGCACCAUAUGGCGUCCAGCAUCUCCUUAGGGUCAGAUGUUUCAGUCAUGAGAACGACGAAUCAAGUUGAUCGCAUGAAUGUGGAGAGGCAUUCCACGAAUAUAAUCAAUCAGAAGAAUGUCAUCAUCGAAAGGAAAGAAAUCAAACAAGUAAAUUCAGAUCAGAUUGGUAAAAACUUAGUGUCUAGAAAUACAGUAAUUAUAAAUGACUCUCCUCACAUGGCUUCCAAACAUGUUACUGAUCAUCACAGUUCUGGCAAUAUUAUCAGAAAUAACACGAAUGUGUCGCAUACCGUUAACACAAAUGCGUCUCAUGUAGUGAAUUCGAAUACAUCCCAUGUAGUGAAUUCGAAUACAUCCCAUGUAGUGAAUUCGAAUACGUCCAAUGUAGUGAAUUCGAAUACGUCCCACGUUGUGAAUUCAAAUAUAUCGAAGGAAAACAGAGAAAUUUCAAAUAAUCGCCAUCUUACAAAAACAGAUGUAAAGGAUUCAAGUAACAACAGUACGAUUGUAAAUCGCGAUCAAAUAAGAUCUUCUAGUAACUCUCAAAUACUCAAGUCUUCCAGUAACUCAAAUAUUUCUUCUCAUACAGAGAAACAUAUGCAAACAAAUCAAGUUGUGAAUCAUCACCAUCGUAAAAGUGUUGUGACCGCCUCUGAAGACGUGAAUAAUCAAAUUCUUUACAGAAAGGGUCAUCAUACAUCUUCAGAAGCCUUACAUGCUACAAGCCAGUCGGCCCUUGAUAUGAGAAAAUCUAUUUGUAAUUUGCACGAUCAAGGUCAAACCCAUGUUCAACAUGAACGUCGCAGUUUGAGCUCAAUACACAGAUCGAAUCAAGAAGCCAAAGAGCAUAGCAGGAGAAGUCUUCAACAUAGUAGUUCUUCGAACCAGUACCAAGUCAUAGAGCGGCCACAAAAAAUUAUUCGAAGGGAUAAUUUGUCUGUUGGUGGACAUUUCUAUGGGCAAUCAGAAGCAAGAUCAUAUGGACAAUUCACAAAAGAGAAAAACGUGCAGUCUGUAGAACGAGUAACUAGAAGAUCAAAUGUUUCCAACAUUUCCCUUGGAGAGAGCAACGUGGCUGUUGUGACUUCGUACAAAAGGGAGUACUUACCAAGAAAUAUUGGACCAUGUCCUGCUUCCCUGGUCGACACUCCGAAAGGACCAUUCAAACAUACCAGAGACACAAAAUCACAUAAAUUUUAUGCUCCUGUUGCCCCAGUGAUAUCACCGACGAAGUAAUAAUUAUUUGUUAUGCUUGCUUUCAAUAUUAAAUACAAUA
Messenger RNA from Coccinella septempunctata (seven-spotted ladybird), 12189 nucleotides. It is a transcript of the gene Sdb, whose product is annotated as titin. Gene Ontology annotation, molecular function: microtubule binding. Gene Ontology annotation, biological process: microtubule anchoring. Gene Ontology annotation, cellular component: axonemal microtubule; ciliary basal body; cytoskeleton. The coding region runs from base 195 to 12149 and encodes 3984 amino acids. Lineage: Eukaryota; Metazoa; Arthropoda; Insecta; Coleoptera; Coccinellidae. The transcript has 4 exons. The record is from RefSeq and is a predicted model, not a curated record.